UGUCAGUGUGUGAGCUUACUUGCCAACAGCCAGAUGGAAUAAAAUCAGAAGUAAAUUUGUCUGUGAGCACACAAAAACACACAAAAAAAAUCUCGGAAAAAAUUACACCAGAAAUCUUGACAAAAUUUAACCAAAAUUUUCUUUCGGCCCAACUUGAAGAUAGUGCAACAAAGAAACGGUGUGUCGAGUGUGUGUUAAAUUCAAACCGCGUUUAACUAAUUGGUCUUCCAGCUGUUUUGGGAAGAACAUGUGCUCCAGUUGCAAGUGAACGAAGGCGAUUGCAGAAGCGUGUUGUGCGAGUUGCUUGUUCUGGGAUACCGAUAGUCCAGAUAGUCCGGAGAUCUUAGAAGACCUAGGAGAAGAAACCACCACCCCUCAUUAAAUAUGGGCAAAAAGGGCAAGGGCAAAAAGGGAAAGGGCAAGAAGCCCGCCGCAGUGGUGGCUCCCAUCGAAGCACCACCAUGUCCUCCGUGUCCGGAACCACCGAAGCAGAUGCAACCGCUCGACGCGUGUCCGGAAUCCAGCGGACCCCACGACGUGCUCCGGGCCCAGCCGAAUCAUUAUCCGGCACUACUUCGCAUUCCGGAAACGAUGGCGGUGGUAGGAUCGGAGAAUGGGUGCUACGAUAGCAUCUGCAAGCUGCUGAGGGCCGGAUUCCGGUGUGCCGAAAGGGUGUUCGUGAUGGCCCCAUGGGGCAACUAUGUGGUCUUCCGGUAUCACAACAACAAUGACUUCAUUUACUUCCUGUACGAUGGUUGCACCUGCGACGUGAAUAGGUUCCGGUAUUUGGACCUCAGCUGCGGAACCGCCGGAUUCCUCUUCUUCGAUAACAUGCACGACGUCAUCAGCUAUAUUAUCCAGUCGCGAAAGACGCGACUUUAUCUGGAGAAUCUCAACAAGAUCGCCAUCGACCAGAUUGUGGAGGAGUACGGCGCUGUAACCUACACCCAAAAGGCCAAGUGCAUGCGGUUCGCUUGAAUGACCACUGGAGCAGUAAACCCCUUCUAAAAUUAAGAUCAACACUGCAAUUUUUUCCCAAUAAAUACCUUUGAUAUCA
Molecule: messenger RNA, 1057 nt
Organism: Drosophila gunungcola (fruit fly)
Lineage: Eukaryota; Metazoa; Arthropoda; Insecta; Diptera; Drosophilidae
Exons: 2
Coding region: 385-978 (197 amino acids)
Source: RefSeq, a predicted model, not a curated record